AUGCUUCGCACCGCCAUCCGCCCCGCUUCGCGUGUCCAGCGCGUCCUCGCCGCGCGCACGUUCACGUCGUACAACAUCCCUGUCGCGGGCCUCACGCCCGAGCAGGAGGAGUUCCGCGAGACCGUGCACAACUUUGCGCAGAAGGAGAUUGCGCCUCGCGCGGCUGAGAUUGACCGCAAGAACAAGCUGCCAGAGGACCUGUUCCCCAAGAUGGGUGACAUGGGCCUGCUUGGUGUUACGGUGCCCGAGGAGUUUGGCGGUCUCGCUCUGGGUUACACCGAGCACACGAUUGCGAUGGAGGAGAUUUCGCGCGCGAGCGCAAGUGUCGGCCUGUCGUACGGCGCCCACUCCAACCUCAUGGUCAACCAGCUCACGCGCAACGGUACCCGUGAGCAGAAGGAGAAGUACCUCCCCAAGCUCCUUUCCGGCGAGCACAUUGGCUCUCUGGCCAUGUCCGAGCCUGGAGCCGGUUCCGACGUUGUGAGCAUGCGCACCAAGGCGAUCCUCGAUGGCGACAAGUACGUCUUCAACGGUUCCAAGGCGUGGAUCACCAACUCGCCCGUCGCGUCCACGUUCCUCAUCUACGCCAAGAGCGACCCCGAGGUCAAGCCCUCCAAGGGCAUUACUGCAUUCCUCGUCGAGCGCGGGUACAAGGGCUUCUCGGUCGGCGAGCCCCUCGACAAGUUUGGCAUGCGUGGCUCGCCUACCGCCGAGCUCUUCUUUGACAACAUGGAGGUCCCGGCUGAGAACGUCAUCGGCGGCGUUGGCAAGGGUGCCUCCGUGCUCAUGAGCGGCCUCGACUAUGAGCGUCUCGUGCUCUCGGGUGGUCCCCUUGGUAUCAUGCAGUCGGCACUUGACAUGGCGCUCGAGUACUCGCACGAGCGCAAGCAGUUCGGCCAGCCUAUCGCCUCCUUCCAGCUCAUGCAGGGCAUGAUUGCCGACAUGUACACCAAGCUCUCGGCCUCGCGCGCGUACGUCUACGCCGUCGCUCGCGCCGCCGACGCCGGCAAGGUGUCGCGUGAGGACUGUGCCGGUGCCAUCCUCUUCUCGUCGGACCGUGCGGUCGAGGUCACAAACGACGCGCAGCAGAUCUUUGGCGGAAACGGCUACAUCAACGAGUACGAGGUUGGGCGCCUGCUCCGUGACGCGCGCCUGUACACUGUCGGUGCGGGUACCCAGGAGAUCCGCCGUGGGCUCAUUGGGCGCAUGUUCAACGAGGCGUUUGCCAAGGGGCUCGACCACCUCUAA
Molecule: messenger RNA, 1248 nt
Organism: Cutaneotrichosporon cavernicola
Lineage: Eukaryota; Fungi; Basidiomycota; Tremellomycetes; Trichosporonales; Trichosporonaceae
Exons: 3
Coding region: 1-1248 (415 amino acids)
Biological process (GO): L-leucine catabolic process
Molecular function (GO): flavin adenine dinucleotide binding; 3-methylbutanoyl-CoA dehydrogenase activity
Source: RefSeq, a predicted model, not a curated record